AUGCAGCAAUCAACACGGAAAGAAGAAGGAGAAGGAGAAGAAGGGCAUCCGCAAUAUUUAGAGCCUAGUGAACUGGGCACAAAGGAAUAUUGGGAAACGUUUUAUACACGCUCACUAGAGCACAUUGCGUCGAAAAAAAGGGCUGAUCGUCAACUCGAUGCUGAAAAUGAAUCUACCCAGGAGGAUCAUGAUGGUGAAGCAGCAGAAAAAGAAGAAGAAGAAGCCGACGACGAUGAUGAUCCGGGAACAUCCUGGUUUUCUGAACACGAUGCACCACUCAAAGUGCUCAAGUUUCUAACAUCUCGCAAAUUCCCGCUUUCUCCACGACGACGACAACGACAGCAGCAACAGGCGCCGCCGCCGCCGCCAAGUAUUCUGGAUUUGGGGACGGGGAAUGGGAGUAUGCUUGCCAUGCUUCGGAAACGUGGUGGGUUUACGGGGGAGAUGGUUGGGGUUGAUUACUCUGCUCAGAGCGUGCAGUUGGCGAGGGAGCUACAGCGGUUAAAGUUGCAUUCUGCGUAUGAGUCUGAUGACGACGACGAAGAAGAGUCCGAGGAAGAGGAAGAAGAAGAAGAAGAGCACGAAGACGUCGUCGUAGCAAGCAACACGGGCUCUGCAGAAGCCAUCCCCGUGGAUAAGCAAGACAUCCGCUUCGAGGAAUGGGAUAUUCUCGACCCAGCCAACGAAGACGCGUUGGGUUUGCUGCCCCCUAGCAGCACUGAAGAAGAAGAAGAAGAAGAAAAGCAACGGAUCCCGUGGUUCCCUUAUCGACAAGCCGGAUUCGACAUUGUCCUCGACAAGGGCACUUUUGACGCCGUCUCACUGUCUGACGAAACCACUGACAACGCCGCUGAACAAGUAACCAAAGCCGGCAAAACAGUCCAGCCACGUAUCUGCCACAAAUAUCCGCGCGUGGCGGCCAGGCUAGUGCGUCCCGAUGGAUUCUUGGUUGUGACCAGCUGUAACUGGACUGAGGAGGAGUUGGUGCAGUGGUUCACAGCAACGGGCGAGUUGUCGGUUUGGGGCCGCGUGGAGUAUCCGCGGUUUCGCUUUGGGGGGCAUGAAGGGCAGGGGGUGUGUACAGUGUGUUUUAGACGGGGGUUACAGUAG
Talaromyces rugulosus is the source of this 1110-nucleotide messenger RNA. RefSeq lists its product as uncharacterized. The coding region runs from base 1 to 1110 and encodes 369 amino acids. Gene Ontology annotation, molecular function: protein-lysine N-methyltransferase activity. The record is from RefSeq and is a predicted model, not a curated record. Lineage: Eukaryota; Fungi; Ascomycota; Eurotiomycetes; Eurotiales; Trichocomaceae. The transcript has 2 exons. Gene Ontology annotation, cellular component: cytoplasm. Gene Ontology annotation, biological process: peptidyl-lysine dimethylation; peptidyl-lysine monomethylation.